Mollisia scopiformis is the source of this 1176-nucleotide messenger RNA. Its product is annotated as glycoside hydrolase family 17 protein. Gene Ontology annotation, molecular function: glucan endo-1,3-beta-D-glucosidase activity; 1,3-beta-glucanosyltransferase activity. The record is from RefSeq and is a predicted model, not a curated record. NCBI's taxonomy places the organism in Eukaryota, Fungi, Ascomycota, Leotiomycetes, Helotiales, Mollisiaceae. The transcript has a single exon. Gene Ontology annotation, cellular component: extracellular region; cell surface; fungal-type cell wall. Gene Ontology annotation, biological process: cell wall organization; carbohydrate metabolic process. The coding region runs from base 232 to 1113 and encodes 293 amino acids.
CCUUCAUCAACAAGAAAUAACCUCAAGACAUUCACAAGCUAGACAACGCCUCUGCCACUUAGAGGAACAAAAGUCGUGCAUAAAUGGUAAGCAUAGAAAAAGUAAGUUCCUUGCUGAGUCCUUCGUCGUCUUUUCUUCACUUCUCCUUGCAUUCCGCAAUUCGUCCAGCGACAUUCCUCAAGUUUGCCUACCAUAUUCAUUCGUUCUGCAUUUCUGCACAUUACACUCGUUAUGAAGUUCCCUACUCUUGCUUUGGCUCUCGCUGCCGCGUUCACUGGAGCAGAUGCGUACUGGAAAGGCUUCAAUAAUCAAGCCAACAACGUCGAUGGCUCCUGCAAAAGCCAAGCCGAGUACGAGAACGACUUCAACACCAUGAAAAGCCUCCCUGGGUACUUCACCAGCAUGCGUCUCUAUGCCUCCUCCGAUUGUAAUCAGCUUGCCAACGCCGUCCCUGCCGCCCUCGCAACUGGCGGUCAAAUCUUGGUCGGUAUCUGGACUGAGGACGACGAUCAUUAUGCAGCAGAAAAGCAAGCUCUGCUGUCUGUUGUUCAAACAUAUGGAUUCGAUUGGAUGGUGGCAGUCAGCGUUGGAAGUGAGGAUCUAUACAGAGGAGAUGCACCUGCGUGGAGGAUCGCUCAACAGAUAUAUGAUGUUCGAGGAAUGCUUUCAAUUCAAACAGGAUACAGCAGCAAUGUCCAGGUCGGACAUGUCGAUACUUGGACUGCCUGGGUCGAUCCCAACAACGAGGUUGUGAUCCAAGCCUGCGAUUGGGUUGGGACAGACGGAUAUCCGUAUUACCAAGGGACAUACGACAACGGCAUCGACAAUGCGUACAAUUUGUUCUGGGACUCGGUGUACCAGGUUCGAGAUGUCGUCAACGCCGCACAUCCUGGAGCAUGGGUGUGGGUGACAGAGACUGGAUGGCCUACCGCAGGAGCUUCCGUCAACAAUGCUGUUCCUAGCAUUGAGAAUGCUCAAGCAUAUUGGUCUCAAACCAUAUGUUCUUCCUUUGCUCAUGGUCACACAUUUGUAUAUGUGCUCCAAGAUGGCGGUGACCUUCCAUUCGGCGUUGUUGAUUCCAACUUCAAUCCGGUUUAUAAUCUGGCUUGCUAGUUUGGAUAUACUGAAGUAGAUUGUGGAGGAGAUGGUGUGGGAAAAAGAGAGAGAAGACAGGCG